AGAUCAGAAGAUUUCUGACCAGCUCACUUGAUGAGAUGUACUUACAACUUUCCUCGGAUGCUAUCUCGUCUCAGCUUUACUUGUUUCAACCUUCCCUUUCUCAAGUUUAGUCUUUUCUACUACAGUCGUCACAGCUUCCUCUCACCUCCCUCUCCUAGAGCUAGCUCCGAUAAUGACAACAGACUACUACGCAAACAUCACCUAUAGUUCGUAGAUACAAUAACUCUCUUCUAUCUUCUUUCCUCAUACUAUCUUCGUUUUAAUGAUCAAUUCAGAUUGACUGUAAACAUCAACAUAAGAAAGAAAUGACCUCCACCACAACCGAAACGACUUACCAGCCCACAAUGCCAUACUCCCAGGAACGUCUGGAACUGGCGCUGGGUCUCUUCUGUCGCAUGAGACCUCAUCUCAAACGAAGAGGCCUGCCGCAUGAACACCUCGAGCAGAAUCUCAAAUCCAAAUAUGAACUGCGCUGGGGAACUUUAGAAAGCGCGAAAAAGGCCCCAUCGACGUGGAUCGAUGAUGAUGAUAGCGCGGACUACGAUCCGAAACAGGAUAUUCCGAAAAGAAAGUUCUCCAAGGCUCGUGUCGGUCAGAAGGUUGGUGCAGAGAGGCCGGCGAAGAGGCAGCGACGGCUGUCCAUGUCGGAAGAAGAUGAGGAAGAAAAGGAAGACGACGACGAUGACGAACCUGGGUUGCUCGUUACUUUAAAGACCACGUCGGAAAGAGGUAGAGCAUUCUUAUCCUGCCUGCGAGACCGUAGCAGCGACGAGUAUGAAGGAAACAUCUAUGAAGAUGCAGCACCCGGGUUAUGCAACAAAAGAUAUCCUCUGAGGAGCCGUGGGAAGAGCAUAAGCUCUCUACUUGCACUGUUCGAUCCUCAGCCAUCUCAGGAAGAUUCGCAAGCCUCGACGAAAAGCCUUCUCAGCCUAGACCUCGGCCAUCCAGCAGCGAGAGGGUGUAAAUCCUGCUGGGAAUUCAACCAGGACUGUUCCCUUGUCGAUAAUCCUGCACUCUACCCCUGUCAGAUAUGUCGGGAGGACGGCCUUGACUGCGAACUGAUCAUACAACCAAGACGAAAGCGUGGAUGCGAGAAUUGCAAAAAGAAAAGGAAAGUCGUUUGUUCGUAUCUCCAGAGCAAUAAUGCAAGCCAUCAUUUGCCGUGUACACAGUGUCAAACUGCAGGGAUUCGAUGCUGCGCUGGGCCUGCUAAGGAGAGGCAAAUGCGAGUAACGGGUGAGCACGAGACGCAAGAUGAUGACAUUGGCGAUAAUUUUGUUCAUCUUGUUUGUCCUCCGCAGCAGGGACAGACAGAAACCAUGCAGCCUUUGCCAACGCCAGAGAGUCUGCGGCGUUGCAGUGUCGAUGAUUCGAACUUUGAUACCGGUGCUACAGCAGUCUGUCAAGAUAGUCAACCAGAACCCGAAGAAGAAGAAGAUAAACACGGCGAGACACUUCUCAAACCGUCCCUGGUGAUCCCCAAAUCCGUGCCAUGCGAGCCUCAAUCCAGGGGAAAUGGCCUAGUCAGAAAUGGGCCUGCGCCCAUUACUCGCGUGAUAACCACCUCAUUCGCUCACCCCAUCAACUUCUCUUAUGAACCCCCUGCAGACGGUACCAAGCCUUGUCACUGGUGCCAUGACUUCCGGUACGGCAUCAUCGGUAUAGGGACACUCAACGUCGAAAUCAUAGACUACCAUGAUGGCAACGGAUAUAUCGAGAUCGAAGGCGGACAUGUAGGUCAGGGUCAUGAACCAAGUCGGAUGUGCAUAAUCUGUGCCUUGGAGAGACUGCACAUUAUGAACUGCCGCAAUCACACCAUCUCUCCCUUGGAAGGUCACAACGAGGAAACGUUCGAUUAUGAUGCGGCCUAUGAGAGUUUAUUGCAAGAGCCGGGGGAGGAUAGAGACGUCAAGACGCUUGCACUAUGGUGUAUGCUCUGCCCUCGUCCAGCGUUCUUUGGGUGUGUGACGGUUCAGUCAGUGGAUAAGUUUCAGGAACCUGUUGACCCGUCAGAUCCGGCAGCGAAAGGUUGUGGACUGCUUUUAUGCUCGGACUGCGCUAGACUGUGCAAAGAAUUCGGGGCUGACCUGGAGCGGGUGGUUAGUGAGAAUAGGAAAAGUCUGGGGGAAGAUGGUGUGCGAGCGGAUGCAGUCUAUUUGCUUCCCGAGAACGAUCUUUGGAAGACAUACAGUGGUUGAAAUAGGCAGAAAAAGAAUGAUUUCGAAAUACAUGUGUUUAGCGUUGUCAUCUAGACAGAAGCGAGGGAGGAUGUUGUCAUUUCGCAGUGGUCCGGUGGGGAACAAUAUCUCAUUUAGAGCAAUCGAUUAUAAUUCACCGCUGGGAUCAUUAAAGAUCCAAUUCAUCGCUCGUCCUUGAGCACCAUUAGAGGUUUUGAAAAUACCAAUAUCUCAGCCACAGAA
Molecule: messenger RNA, 2420 nt
Organism: Paecilomyces variotii
Lineage: Eukaryota; Fungi; Ascomycota; Eurotiomycetes; Eurotiales; Thermoascaceae
Exons: 1
Coding region: 306-2198 (630 amino acids)
Source: RefSeq, a predicted model, not a curated record